Messenger RNA from Amoebophrya sp. A120, 2369 nucleotides. Lineage: Eukaryota; Dinophyceae; Syndiniales; Amoebophryaceae. The record is from the annotation of a GenBank genome assembly.
AUGCGAUAUCGUUUCCUGGCAAGUGGCACAUUUGGUUUGCUGGAUGAAGUAAGAGAGCUGUCUGACGUAGUACAUGUCAUCUGACAGUGACUCUGAGUAAGGUAUCGAAACCCAGGCGCAUCCUUCUCAUCUGUGGCGCACCUUCUGCUUCUUUCUUCUGUAAUAUGGGGAACUAAACCAUGCGUCGGUCAGAUGCACAACGGUUCGUAGCUGAGCCGGAUGUCACCCUGCUAACUUCCAGCGACGCUAGCUACAAAAACUCAGCGACUGGACGAGCGAGUUUUGCAUCUGCUACUCUCAGCAAGAAGAAGUCCGCCGAUGAUAACAGAGGCGGGGGCAGGGUAGUUGCCGACAAUUUUACUGCGGUACAACUAGUAGCAGCUCCAGUGGCCUCGAAUUCGAUAGAUGAAAGCGACGUCCCGCGUGCGCAGUUACUCCGCGCCCUUACAACCGGGGAGUGCGGAAGCCUGUUUCUGGUGCGACGAUCGCAUUUUCGAGGAGGUGGACGUCGAGGUAGACCACCACGGAUGAAAGAAAACGUUCGGAAUCGUGAUUGGGAUCAGGACGAUGAGCACCACGAGCUGCAAGUUCUAAAGAAGAAAAAGUACAGCUUUACCGACUUCCACGCAGCUGCACCUUCCUCUUCCUGUCACACCUCGGGGCGGCCAUCAUCCUCGUGCAACACUCACCGUGAUCUCUGCACAGAAAUUCAAAUCCUGGAACGACUCUCGUCUGCUGCAGCAAAUGCCGGGAAACCGAAACAAGUGGCCACAUCUUCAUCUACUUCUGCGUCCCAGUGUCUUCAUCGAGUCGAAACGAGCGGCCACGGCGUCUUGCUGAAGCAACAUCCGAAUAUCGUGAAAUACCGUGGUAGUUUUCUACUACCCGAAAGAACUGCAGAGGAACAGCAAGCCGUAGCAGAUCCUUUCGGAAUUUCUUUAGCGCAACAAAACAAAAUCUCUUGGCUUUUCUUCGCGCACGAGCCUGCAGAUUUGCAGCAGCUCCUGUACCGCAGGACGAAGCCCUUCCGCGAAGAGUUUGCGCUAGAAGUGUUUGCGCAAGUAGCCAACGCGUUGUGCUUCCUGCACUCGAACAGCUUCGGUUUCCGGAUCCAGCACCGAGACGUCAAGUCUGCGAACAUCUUGGUCAAUUUACCGGAAAACCGAGUCCGGCUGACCGACUUCGGUAUUUCGGUGCUGGAAGAACAAUUUGGCCGCGGGGGACCAUCGCAGGUGCAUCGGGCUGAUCGGGAGGACGAAGAGCAUGAGAAAGGGGAAGCAACGUACCCGGGAGGCGUAGUGAUCCGUCGGAACCACCACGAUGUGGAAGUACUAGAAGACGAGUCGUCUGGCCCUAGAGCACCUCCACGCUUCGUUGGAGUGGAAAAACUGCAGCGUGCACAUGACGAAUCUGAAGAUCCUGAUGUAGACCACAAUCACACCAAAGUCGUGUCUGACGACCCCGGCUCUGCAGUCGACGCGGCCAUCUCUGCGAUUGAGCGCAUUGUGUCGCUUUCUGACGAGUUGGAGCUGGAUCAAGUCCAAGAUGCAGAGCGAGGCUCGUCCGCUGUCUCCGUCGAAGGUUUCAGUUUCUCUCCAACCACUCUGUCCAGGCGAAGGAGCCGGCAAGUCGUCGAAUUUGAUUACACUGCUGGCGAGAAUGAAUUUUUACCUUCCGCGACGAUCGUCAGAGACGUCGAGGUAUCUGGGUGUGCUGAUAAUUUGGUUCCAGCACGACAAGCGACGGAAACACCCCGCUCCGGCACCUCGAAGCUGCAGCUGGAAGCUACGUUUACCCACAUCCCGCCCGAAGUGCUGGAGAAGGGGAACAGUGGGUGGAGUGUGAAGAGCGACGUGUACCAACUCGGACUGACCUUGUACGAAAUGUGCGCCUUAAAGUUGCCGUACGAUUUUCAUUCCACCACACAGGAACAGGCAUCUCCAUCUGAACAGAUGAAAGAGGCUCACUCAACGUCGGCGUCUCCUGGUCAACAGCAACAUGCGAGGAGCCAGCAAAAAAAUCAUGCCAAUAAUCCUGUCGGCAUGAAUCUUGGCGCCUUGACGCUGAGGAUCGCCUCUGGAGUUUACGAACCCCUUUGCAAAGAUUCCUACUCGGACCGAGUGCAUUACGUUGUGCGUCGAUUGCUGAAGAGGACACCGACAAAACGGCCCAGCGCAACCGAAAUUAUGCGCUGGAUGAAGCGAGAGGAAAGGCCAUAUGAAGAAGACGCGUUGCACCUUCCAGAAUCAGGGACUGAGAUGGAAAAUGCACUUGGUGAGCCAGCAUUUUUACGAGGACCGUUGAGAAUACACAAAGAAGAAAUGACAGCACUUUUGCAGUGCGAGGAGCUGACAACAUGAGGAAGAGAU